UCCCUGCGCCACAGCUUCCGCUCAAUCUUCUGCGACUCGCGGGAGGACGCAAGUGGGACACGCCGUGAGGACACGCUGUGGGGACACGCCGUGAGGACAAGGCGUGGGACACGCCGUGAGACACACCGUGAGGACAAGACGUGAGACACACCGUGAGGACACGCUGUGGGGACACGCCGUGGGGACAAGACGUGGGGACAAGGCGUGGGGACAAGGCGUGGGGACAGGCCGUGAGACACGCCGUGGGACACGCCGUGGGACACACCGUGAGGACACACCGUGAGGACACACCGUGAGGACACGCCGUGAGGACACGCCGUGGGGACACGCCGUGAGACACGCCGUGGGGACAAGGCGUGGGGACACGCCGUGAGGACACGCCGUGAGACACGCCGUGGGGACACGCCGUGGGGACACGCCGUGGGGACACGCCGUGGGACACGCCGUGAGACACACCGUGGGACACGCCGUGAGGACACGCCGUGAGACACGCCGUGGGGACACGCCGUGGGACACGCCGUGAGACACACGUGGGACACGCCGUGGGGACAGGCCGUGAGACACACCGUGGGGACAAGGCGUGGGGACACGCCGUGGGGACACGCCGUGAGGACACGCCGUGAGACACGCCUUGAGGACACGCCGUGGGACACGCCAGCAGCAGCUGGAAGAGGAGACGCGAGGAGGAGGAGGAGGUUUGGAGAGAGAGCUGGGAGGAAGAGGUGGCCCUGGUGAGCUGAAACCACCGGCCCCCGCGAUGGGCCGCUGCGGCCGCCGCUCUCUGACGCUGCUGAGCAGCGGCCUGUCCGUGCUGGGGCUGUGCGCGCUCUGCGUGGCCGUGAGCACCGACUUCUGGCUCUACUCGCACGAGACGCUCUUCUCGCACGGGAACCGCACGCGCUGGCUGCACGUGGCCGUGCACUCGGGCCUCUGGCGGGUCUGCUCGCUCGCCGAAGAGGACCUGGGCUCGUGCAGCAACGUGCAGUACUUCACGGCGAGCGGCUCGCACAUCACGUCCGACUCCACAGCCAACGUGCUACGCUUGAUGCGCUCCGCCACGCCGUUCCCCCUCGCGGCGCUGCUCCUCAUGCUGCUGGGCUUCGUCAUCAACAACCUGGGCCACGUGCGGCCACAGCGCACGGCACUCGCCUUCGUCUCGGGCAUCUUCUUCAUCCUCGCCGGCCUCGCGCUCGUCGUGGGCCUCGUCCUCUACAUCUCGAGCGUCAACGACGAGGUGACCAACCGCUCGAGCGAGAACUCCACCUCGUUCACCUACUCGUACGGCUGGUCCUUCCACUUCGCCGUGCUCUCGUUCUUCCUCACCGAGGGCGCGGGCGUGGUCUCGGUGUACCUCUUCAUGAAGAGGUACCGCACCGAGGAGGAGUUCCGCCCGCACGCGUCUCUCUACCGCACGCGACUCAGCAACUGCUCCGACUACUCGGCGCAGUUCCUGCAGACGCCGCUCGACGCAGCGCGACCCUCGUCCCCGGCAUCCCCCCAGGGGCUCGCCGCCACCGCAGCCGGCGGCGGCGGCGUCGUCGUCCCGGGCACCAUCGCGACCGCGGGGUCAGCCUCGCCCUGGGGUCGCUCCCACAGCUCCCCGCCGAGCUGGGGACCUCCCGAGCCGGACUCGCCCGCCGGGGAACCUCCCGGCCGCGUGGGGAGCGCCCUGCCCGUCCAGGGCUUGUUCCGGGGCUCCAGUCGCCGCUUGUCUGACCCCGCGGCCGGGCGCCUCGGGGUCAACUACCUGGCCAUGAUGGCACGGGGCGGCGCGGGAGAAGUCACCUCGUCGCCCUGCUAGAGGAGGACGCGUGGCGUGCGUACACGGGGCAGGCAGAUACAGCCGUGCACGCAGAGCUGCAUGCACGUGUGUGUGUGUGUACGGGCGCGUGCACACACGUGCAUGGCAUGCACGUGUGUAGAGAUAUAAACCGUCUCAUGGUCACUGCUUAGCUGAUUCCCCUGCUCCAAACCACACCCCAGACUACACCCACCACUCCCCACACCCACCACACCCCACACACUCCACUGUUCACCCACCACAUUACACCCCACCCCAAACUACACCCCACCACACCCCACACACUCCACUGUUCACCCACCACAUUACACCCCACCCCACACUACACCCCACACUACACCACACCCCACUCCACUGUCCACCCACCACACUCCACCCCACCGCACGCUACACCCCAGUAGGGGGCGAUGAUUAAAUAUAUAUUUACCGCUGUAUG
Molecule: messenger RNA, 2237 nt
Organism: Lethenteron reissneri (Far Eastern brook lamprey)
Lineage: Eukaryota; Metazoa; Chordata; Hyperoartia; Petromyzontiformes; Petromyzontidae
Product: voltage-dependent calcium channel gamma-5 subunit-like
Biological process (GO): positive regulation of synaptic transmission, glutamatergic; regulation of AMPA receptor activity; transmission of nerve impulse
Cellular component (GO): AMPA glutamate receptor complex; postsynaptic density membrane
Molecular function (GO): channel regulator activity; voltage-gated calcium channel activity
Source: RefSeq, a predicted model, not a curated record